GGUCACAACAUGGUUUGUCUUUUUUACUUUUUUCAUUUCUUUUUUUUAAUUUUAAUAAAAAUAUUCAUAGAUGAUGUUUAUUUACUUGCUGGUACAAAUACUGGAAAAAGUUGUUUAUUUAAUAGUCUUAUUGAUUCUGAUCUUUGUCAUAUUCAUGUACUUAAUUGUAUUCAACGUGCAACUGUAUCAAAUCUUGCUAGUACAACAAUGAAUGUUCUUCGUUUUCCAAUUCAAUUACGAACUGGAAAAAAUGAAUUUAUGCGUGAGGAACGUUUAAAAGAACGAGAACACAAUGAAUUGAUUUUUGAUGAAAAUAAUUGUUCAAUUCAAAACGAAACAACUAUUGUUCAAAAUGUUGAACCAACAGUAAAAUGUCGUCGUCGAUUUGAAUCUGAAAUGAAUUUACCUUGA
This is a messenger RNA of Rotaria sp. Silwood1, 411 nucleotides long. Lineage: Eukaryota; Metazoa; Rotifera; Eurotatoria; Philodinida; Philodinidae. The record is from the annotation of a GenBank genome assembly.